UCCCUGAACCCUUCUUUGCUUCAAGUUCAAUGCUUAGAACUUUCUUCUGUGGAGCCUGUGAAGUUUGACCGCCCGGGCCCAGCAGGAUCGGCUCCCCCUUGCUUCUGAAGCCUUCAGUGAAGGCGACUGUCAAGCUGCGAUUUUGGAGAAGCUGGUCAGGCAUUGCACCAGAAUUGUGGUACCUGGCAGCAUUUUGAUGAUCAGGAAACACUCUUGCGUCUUCAUAGCAAGCAACUUGAAUUCGUCUUAUAAUUCAAAGACUUCGAUUCUGAACCAGGCUGAUUCUGCUUCGCUUAGCGAGUGGGGAUAUCAAGUGCAGCAGCAAUGUCUACAACUCUGGCCAAAGACUUCUGGGUGAACUUGAAGUAUUGGGUACGGAAGCACCGGCGAGCUGUGGCGCUCUCGGUUGCUGCUGGUGUUGGUGGCUACUGUGCAUACAGAUACUAUCGCUCGCUUGCUCAAGAGCAGAUUGCUAAGGAAGGCAAGCGGAAAGAUGCGGAGGAGCAUGCUGAACUCCAAUUGCAGCAUCACUUCGAGAGCAUCCAGAAGAUUGCCGAUGCAACAACCCUCCCCUCGGUCCUCCCCCACCUCAAAGACCAGCUCUUCACCCUCGUCGAUCUAUCAGUCCUCACAGAGAAGCUCAUGGCUGGCAAGGGGCAAGCGGCAGCGCUCGGGCACAAGGAGAAGAUUGGCAUCUGGGAGGAGCUCAAAGUGCUGAGUUUUACCAGGACAGUGUCCGCUGUCUUCUCGGUGGCACUUCUUGAUGUCUUUCUGCGAACGCAGUUAAACAUCCUCGGUCGCCGCGUGUACCUGGAGACUGCAAGGGAUUCAUCGGAAGAUGUACUGCCAGAGCUGCACAGCCGUUUGACGAAAGCAUGCCAGCAUCGUUUCGUGGGCCUUGUAGACUACCUGCCGUACACGGGUCUUAAGGACUUAGUGAAUGAUGUCCAAACAGCAACCGAGCAAGUCGUGGGAAGGAGAGAGCUGAGGGACAAGGUGCAGCUGGCUGAGCUGGGGGACAUCUUCCAACAGACCCGACAGCAGCUCGAAAGCCAGGAGUUGCAGUGGGGCAAGUACGUACUUCCCGCCGACAACUCGGUAUCCCUUCCUGCAAUGUCGGGUGAUGCGGAAGAGAGAUGGGGAGCAGAGGACGAAGAGAACCUGGCUGCUCUCAUGGACGAGACACGGGGGAUUCUGAACAGCUCGGAGUUCGCCAACGUGCUUUCUGCGGCUCUUGACUGCCUGCUCACAGAUAUGCAGUCUGAUUUGCGGCUUGCUUUUCAAGAUAGUCCUGAGGAUGGCAUCCCACUCGCCAAGCUACUGCCGCAUGUGGCUGGUGUCGGAAAUGCUCUUUUGGAAUCAGCCGAUGACAACAAGUAUGUGAGAAGCAUUGCGGAGCUUUCAGAAGUGCAAGGAUUCUGCGCAGCAGUGUAUGCGGGUGGGAGAGGCGCGGAACAUGAGCAAUGACGUUAAGGGAGUCAUAAAUGACGUGAAAGUAGGAGACCGAGCCAGAGUAUCCAAAUGGGCAGCAACACCCUAUCUUUGAGGACUUGGAGGCUACUGUGCAGACUUCGAGGAGUCGGCAUGGAAUAGCUAGGGGAGCGAAGAUUGAUAACGUUCAAUUGCAAGUCGAUAAUUGUUUUCGAUCCCCGACCAAGCAUUCGGAGUCCCUUUUAAAAGUACAUUAGAAGCGGCUGUUGACACUCAGCUAUGUAAUGUCCGACCUAGUAGACCGAAGGUAACAAGCACAACAGGGAUUGGUCAAGUUCGUCUCGAGUCAAAUGAGAUACUGGCAAGGUCACUCGGUUAGCAACCCUCUCAUUUGGUACAGUUUUGAAUUACUAUUAGCCGUCCCCAAAAUUCUCAUGUCGAAUGAUUGUCCUAUGGUAUAGUACAGUAUAGUGGAAUCCCAAUAGGUAAACAACCUUAAAUGUCCGC
Molecule: messenger RNA, 1938 nt
Organism: Klebsormidium nitens
Lineage: Eukaryota; Viridiplantae; Streptophyta; Klebsormidiophyceae; Klebsormidiales; Klebsormidiaceae
Source: the annotation of a GenBank genome assembly